This is a messenger RNA of Leptomonas pyrrhocoris, 1572 nucleotides long. RefSeq lists its product as hypothetical. The record is from RefSeq and is a predicted model, not a curated record. The transcript has a single exon. Lineage: Eukaryota; Euglenozoa; Kinetoplastea; Trypanosomatida; Trypanosomatidae. The coding region runs from base 190 to 1572 and encodes 460 amino acids.
AGUCCUCUUUCCUUUCCUUCUCGUGUUUGCUUUCCAACAGAGCAGCAGAGGAAAGCAACAUACGUCCGUCCGCCAUACACAUAUCUGAGUGCGCCGACGUGCACACGUUCGCAUAAGCACACACACACACACGCACCUUCAAUCGGUUACGACCGUCUGACAGUUUUUUUUUCUUCCUAUUCGAGAGCAAUGGCGGAAGCUGCACGCACCACGCGGCACUACGUGAGCGACAGCCUGGCAGAACGGUACCCGUAUGACGCAAAGAAAGCUUUCGCGGGUGCACGGCAGAGAGACACCGGGGCCGUCUUCAGCGGCUACGACGCGCUGGGCACCACCAACUUAAUGAACAGUCUGACAGAUCCUGUCGUGGACAGCGAAGGCAAGGCAAAGGCAGCGCAUCACCUCUACAGCCGGUCUGCCUCCCAGGAGACAAAGAUAGAGAUGCUGCAGUACGGCAUCGUGCCGCUGCUGGUGGCCACGCUGAACGGGGCGUCGGAUAUGCUGUUGAUCCAUCAGUGUCUGCUGCUGCUCCGUUCCCUGGCCGUAAUCCCGCAGGGCUGUUACGCGUUGGUCUUCCAGGGCGCAAUGCCACCCACAGUUAAGGCCCUCCACACCGCCGCCCCCACCGGGGCCGCUUCUGCAACGCAAGACGAAGCUGCGAAUUGUCGCGUGGCAGCCGCACACGUCAUUUAUCAAGUCAGCAGCAACAUGUCCGGGAUGCGCUGGCUGCUGGGGCUGCCCCACGAGACUGCCGUCGCCGGUCUGAAAGCGGACUACAGUGUUGCACCUCUGCAGCCGGAAGAACUCAUGCGCGAGGUAGUCGACGUCUUGGCGGAGGACCAGGGAAGAGACUCAGGCGCCACAACUAUGGCCGGCCACCUUCUGCACGCACUGGCCCACCUGACGAGUCUUCCGCGUGGUGUAGCGGCGCUGCUCUCCUCCGCAACGGCGAUUCGCACCAUCUCGGCGUACCUCACGGAGCUUGUCUCGAGCAGCGCCUUUGCUUCUUCUUCGAUGCGAUCGGAGGUGGCACUGGGUGAGGCGGCGCUAGAAGUGAUGUGGAACGUGGGGCUGGAUCGGGCAGGUGAGGUGGCGCUCGAGGCCGCCGCCGUCCCGCCGCUUCUCUUCGACGUCUUCGCCGGCGUGUGUGGCGAUGCGAGUGCGCCUGCGGUGUCGCUGCAGCGGCAGCUGACGGGUGCCCUCUCGGCGGUCUAUCAGCUCACGUCUGUGAAGAUGGCGAGCACAAGCCCGAUGCUGCCCGCGGAGAAGGGAGGGGACAAGACGGGCACGCGUCUUGACGCCCUCCUUCAGUACCUGCGCCACUGGAACGACGUCAUUGACACGGAGUACGCGAGGCGGGGCAGGGCCGCGCCAAACGGUGUCGCGGCCAUCGUGAAGAACACCGUGCAGUGUAUUCGGCUGGCGUCCGAGGUGAGGGCGGUGCGCGACGCCACCCACGCCUUCAUCAACGAAAGGGAGCGCGUCGAUGCCACGGAGGCGUUUCAUCUGCGCCACCAACUGUACUUCCGCACCAAGUGGGAGGCGGAGUACGGCGCCAGCGUGGAAGUGUGA